GCUGCGGUGCCCGCUCGGCGGCGGCCGCGUGCCGGGCGAGGCGGGGCACCCUCCCGGCACUCGGAGCUCGGCUCCCGGCCGAAAAGGGACGAAGCGUCCGGGCGGCGCGAUGGGUCCCCUGUGGAGGGCCGUUCUCUCGGAGAGCCUGCUCGGCUACAUUUCUUGGUCUCUUUACCAUGCCCUGCCACCGAUGAUCUAUUACUUCCCCCUCCAGACACUGGCACUCACAGGUUUAGAAGUUUUUGCAGUUGCCUUCUUUUCUCCAGUAUUCCUGAUAAUUGGUCCUUUUUGGAGGCUGGCUAACAACAAGUACAUCCUAGCCUUUCUGAGACUGACUGUGGUUGGGAGCUUAGCAUCAUACCAGGCACCAAAUGCUUCAAUUAGACUGUUCAUCUUGGCUGCUGGUGUUUCGUCCUCAUUGCUGGUUCAAACAGUAACAUGGUGGUCAGGAAACAGUUUACAAAGGUUCAUCAGGAUAUGGUGCUUCAUUCUUGGCAAGAUGAUGCUCCUUGUUCUUCGAAUCUGGUAUACAUCACUAAACCCAGUCUGGAGCUCGCAAGCUGCCAAUACUGUCAUGCUGACACUUGGUUUUGUAGCAGCAGUGGAGCGAAUUUAUUCAGUUGAAGACGAGAGGAAACAAGGAGCAAACACUACUGGUAACACAGUUAGGGAGUCUGUCUCACAGCCUAAUUGGCUUUUGUCAGGAGUUGCUUUUGGCAGCCUCCUGUUCCUCACCGUUUGGAUAUUUGGGGAGGUCUCGCUAAUUUCUAGAUGGGCAGUAAGCGGACAUCCACAUAAAGGUCCAGAUCCUAAUCCAUAUGGAGGUACAGUUCUGUUGGGUCUCGCUCAUGGACUGAUGCUUUCAUUUUGGAGUUGGUCCUCUGUUGCCAGUUUUGCCUGGUUUCUAAUAGGUAUAGCAUCUUCAGCUGGUCUCCUUUACUUACAGACAUGGAGCGCUGCUGUUGCAGGCAACAUUCUUGCUGUCUUUACUAUGUGUGUGUGGCCUCAUCUGGCUGGACGCUUUGUUGGCUGUCUGCAUCCUGGAAAAGCCAUGAGUACAGCCAUGUUCACCUAUGUUCUUGAAUUAUUCUUCUGUGUAUGGUGUACAGCCUAUAAAUUUGUACCUGGAGGAGUUUACGCUAGAGAAAGCUCCCAUCUUCUUUUAGGGUUUAUUAUGUUAUGCAUUGGGCUAGACUUUCUAGCAGGAUCCAAGAAAGACCUGAACUCUAUCUUUGAAGUGAGAAGCAACCAAAAGCCAUUUUUCAAAAAGAGUAAAAAAUAUAUUAAACUAUUGUUGUGGCUGUUUGUUGGUGUUGGUUUGUUAGGAUUGGGUCUACGUUAUAAAACUUACGAAAAGAAGUUGGGCCGAGGGGUUCCAAAAAGAGAUUUCUCUGCUAUGAUCUGGCCUUUCAGAUUUGCAUAUGACAAUGAAGGGUGGUCUAAUUUGGAAGGAUCUGCAAAUUUACUUAAUCAGACAGGUGCAGAUUUUAUCACUGUUCUGGAGAGCGAUGCCUCUAAACCAUUCAUCGGGAACAAUGAUCCAACAAUGUGGCUAGGAGAAAGACUAGGAUUUUACACAGAUUUUGGUCCAAGUACAAGAGAUCACACUUGGGGGAUUAUGGCACUGUCAAGGUAUCCAAUUGUAAAAUCUACCCAUCACCUUCUCCCUUCUCCAGAGGGAGAAAUUGCACCUGCCAUCUCCAUGACUGUCAACUUCACAGGGAGACUGGUUGAUUUCGUUGUUGCUCACUUUGGAAAUGAAGAAGAGGACUUGGACAGAAAACUUCAGGCUAUAGCUGUUUCAAAGUUGCUGAAGACUAGCUCUAAGCAAGUUGUAUUUCUAGGAUAUAUCACUUCAGCUCCUGGAUCCAGAGAUUAUACUGAAUUAAUAGAAAAUGGAAAUGUCCAGGAUAUUGACAGUACAGAUCGUGACAGGUGGUGUAGCUAUAUUAUGUAUCGUGGAGUAAUAAGGUUGGGCUAUGCCCGCAUAUCUCAUGCUGGUUUAAGUGAUUCAGAAGUUCAAAUGGCCAAAUUCAGAAUCCCAGACGACUUAGAUAACUAUGCUGACAAUGACAGAAUUGUCAUUGAUCCCAGCCAAGUUCCUGAGGACAUCCAUUUCAAUCCCAGGUUUGGAUCUUAUAAAGAUGGACAUAAUUAUGAUGAGAGUAUUCACCACUUUCAUAUGAGCACCCCUAAAUAUUUUAAACAAACAGAUUAGAAUAAUAAAAUAAUAUAUCAUGGGGACCAACAAGAAAGGUUUGUUGUUUGAAACUGAACUGGCGGCCAAGAUGACUACAUUGCUUAGGGAUGAGAAAUUCCCAUGCUGUAUAACACUGUGAGCAUCUGUGUAAUAGUUGGCGACUCUUUGAGUUAUCAUGGCUGUAAGAGAGAAGUUGCAUAUAUUUUGAUAAACUGGAAUCCACUUGAGCCAAGCAUCUGUUUUGUAUGCAUGGAAGCAAAAGUGGGAACUUGCUUUGGCAAUAAUUUACUCAGUUUUAUUAAACAUAUAUUAUGCUGUACUGUUUUAGAGUUUAAUGGAUCUAUCCUUUUUCUCAGGGUUCAGAUAUGACCCCUUUCCUUUCUUGGUAGCUCCUUGGAACAAUCAUAAGCAAGGAGUUGCAGCAAACUUCCACACUUUUUUUGGUGACAAAGCAAAAUAAUGUGGCAGUGGAGAUAAUCUGUUGAUACAUGCUGCAAUUUGUAGUUCUGUCGCUAUUACAAUAAAAAACUUGACCUUA
Molecule: messenger RNA, 2738 nt
Organism: Numida meleagris (helmeted guineafowl)
Lineage: Eukaryota; Metazoa; Chordata; Aves; Galliformes; Numididae
Gene: CWH43
Product: cell wall biogenesis 43 C-terminal homolog
Exons: 16
Coding region: 110-2218 (702 amino acids)
Biological process (GO): GPI anchor biosynthetic process
Cellular component (GO): endoplasmic reticulum
Source: RefSeq, a predicted model, not a curated record